Messenger RNA from Homarus americanus (American lobster), 7896 nucleotides. It is a transcript of the gene Mad, whose product is annotated as protein mothers against dpp-like. The transcript has 9 exons. The record is from RefSeq and is a predicted model, not a curated record. Gene Ontology annotation, molecular function: DNA-binding transcription factor activity, RNA polymerase II-specific; RNA polymerase II cis-regulatory region sequence-specific DNA binding; I-SMAD binding. NCBI's taxonomy places the organism in Eukaryota, Metazoa, Arthropoda, Malacostraca, Decapoda, Nephropidae. Gene Ontology annotation, biological process: SMAD protein signal transduction; transforming growth factor beta receptor signaling pathway; cell differentiation. Gene Ontology annotation, cellular component: heteromeric SMAD protein complex. The coding region runs from base 1579 to 3066 and encodes 495 amino acids.
GGGAACGCUCUCGUGGAGUAUAGACGUUCUGUGGCCGUUCGGGUGUAGGCGUGGUUUUUCUCACUUUCUACGGGAAAUGUCAGUGCACUCGGUACUGCUGACAGUAAUUGAUGACUCAAAAGAUACCUAGAUAAGAGGUGCCUCCUCCUGCUCCCUCCUGUGAGAGUUGCCCCGCCAAGUGGACGCCUGCUGGCCCCCCAAGUGAGGGUGUCGUCCUCCUGGUGCACACGAAGAACGGUGUGGGGUGGGUGGGGGCCAAGUUGUCCUCCACACAGCGAGGGGCCACACGAGGUCGCAGCUGGCGGUGUAGUGUAGUGGUGGAGUCCGUCCCUCUGGGCCAGGUGUGUAUGUGAGUGUGUGCGUGCGAGUGUGUGUGCACAUGUGUGAGUGAGUGUGUGUGUGUGUGUCUGUGUGUGUGUGCUAAAGGGAGGUGGGUGUCCAUCCCUCGCCGCCACUUACCACCCUCACCACCAGUUACACUCCUCCCUCUCUCGCGCCCUCACCACGCCGCUCCACCUUCAGGAUACACACACCGCCAGGGCCCUGCACAACACGUCCCUCCUCUCGCCGAGCUUCCCUCCUACUCUUCCCUCUUCCCCGUGAAGAAUAAUUAAACACCAAAGAAAAACUGUGAGCGGGAGUCUGGUAGUGGCAACCAGAGCGUUGAGUUGAGGUCAUUGUAUUUAGUGAAGUGGAGGAGCGAGAGAUAGUGAGGCAGUGGACACGUCAAGCUCAUAGGAGGCACCACCAGCAGGCAGUGAGUGACAGACAUAACCUUCAGGAUCUACAGUUUUAAAAGUGUUCAAAAAACCUCUUGUGUUCCCCUCCACAACAACAACAAUUACACUCUGCGCCAAAGUGUUCAAUUAAAACCAAGUGUAUCUGGAGUCAUUAUAAAGUCUUUCAGUGUGAGUCCAUUCCAAGUUUGUAGUUUAGAGGUGCGGCCAGCUAGAAAAUGGUACAAUUACAGAGAACUAUUUAGAGCUGAGAGAGGAAGAGAGAGAGAGAGAGAGAGGACCUUCACUAGUGUAUUACGUGUUGUGUCUCGUCCAUGACUGUUAACGUGUAGGACUCGUCAGUAGAGUAGCUGUUACUUAAGACCACUCGAGGAGGUUCUUAAGUUUGGAUAAUAAUUACAAACACGUCCAUUAGAUCUGUGAAAAAUAAAUAUUAAAAAGUGCAAACAAGUUGGAAUUUUGUUGUGCAUAAACCAAGACAAAUAACAUUAAGCCGUCCAGGAAGUGCACAAUUGUGAGACCUUGACCAGACUUUAUCCAGCCAUAACCCAGUCAUUUACCCCCACUACUGUCACCUAACUACAACACCCCCCCCCUUCCCCAUUAACCACACAUAGACACAUUCACUCAACCAAACUGUCAUUCCACCAAGUCUUACCAACAACCAGAAGAGACUUAAUCCUUCUCGUAAAAUAAUAAGAACAAAAUCAACCCAAAUCAAGUGUAUCUGUCCGACUUCACCAAUAACACAGUAGUACUAACCAGCAACAACCAUCACCAGGCCACGUCAACCACAACCACCCACCGAAAAAUCAACCUUUUUAAUCAGGAACCCACCACGAUGACGUCACUCAACUCCCUGUUCUCCUUUACCUCCCCGGCUGUGAAGAAACUGCUAGGGUGGAAACAGGGUGACGAGGAGGAGAAGUGGGCGGAGAAGGCUGUAGACUCCCUGGUGAAGAAGCUGAAGAAGAAGAAAGGAGCCAUCGAGGAGCUGGAGCGAGCACUGUCUUGCCCCGGCCAGCAGUCCAAGUGUGUCACCAUCCCCAGGAGUCUGGACGGACGCCUUCAGGUUUCUCACCGUAAGGGCCUACCGCACGUUAUAUACUGCCGAGUGUGGCGGUGGCCCGACCUACAGAGCCACCACGAACUGAAACCCCUCGAGCACUGUCAGUAUCCUUUCUCAGCCAAGCAGAAGGAGGUGUGCAUCAACCCCUAUCACUACAAGAGAGUGGAAAGUCCUGUUUUGCCGCCAGUGUUAGUUCCUCGACACUCCGAGUUCGCCCCCGGGCACUCGCUCCUGACGUUCCAACAGCAAAUGCCAGAGCCCAUGCCCAACAACGUCUCCUUCUCCCAGAAUGGCUUUGUCCAUUCCUCGAUGGGUGGAGUAUCACACUCACAGAUAGGGGCAGGGAAUCUGACCAGUAUCAACCAGCCUCCCUCACCAGUGGGCAGUGUUGUCAGCCCCACCAGCCAGAGCCCACACAGUCCAUAUGGAAGUAUUACAAGUGGUGGGAGUUUAAGUGGCCUGAACCAACCUCCAUCUCCAGUUGUCAGUCCUGCCAGCCAGAGCCCCCACAGUCCUUAUGGCAGUAUCCCGGCAGAUACUCCGCCACCAGCAUAUAGCCCGAGUGAAGACAUAAAACAGAACCAGACGGCAGAUACUCCCAUGGACACUGUUCCUGUUGGUACCAUUAUAAAUCCAAACGUUACACCUGUCACCUACCAAGAACCCACCUUUUGGUCCAGUAUAGCGUACUAUGAGCUGAACAACAGAGUAGGCGAAGUGUUUCAUGCCCAGACACAUUCAGUCAUUGUUGAUGGCUUCACAGAUCCCAGUAACAAUUCAGAGAGAUUUUGCUUAGGCUUACUCUCCAAUGUUAACCGCAAUUCUACUAUUGAAAACACAAGAAGACACAUUGGUAAAGGAGUCCACCUCUACUACGUAGGCGGGGAAGUGUAUGCAGAAUGUUUGUCCGACUCUGCUAUCUUCGUCCAGUCUCGAAACUGUAAUCACCAUCAUGGCUUCCACCCAUCUACUGUAUGCAAAAUUCCUCCUGGAUGUUCACUCAAGAUCUUCAAUAACCAAGAGUUUGCCCAGCUUCUCUCUCAGAGUGUCAACCAUGGCUAUGAAGCAGUGUUUGACCUCACUAAAAUGUGUACAAUCAGGAUGUCAUUUGUAAAAGGUUGGGGAGCAGAAUAUCACCGACAGGAUGUCACCAGCACACCAUGCUGGAUUGAGAUCCACCUUCAUGGACCUUUGCAGUGGCUGGACAAGGUGCUGACACAGAUGGGUGCACCCAACGACCGCAUCUCUUCAGUUUCCUGAGUCCAGCUGGUGUUUACUACAUGUAUCCCAUCACAGCAGCAUAACUCAUGUGUCUCUUGCUCCAACUACACACUUGCCCCUCACAUUCUAAUUGUCAAGUUAUCUCAUAACCUAACCUAACCUAACAGCAUUUGUACUCUUGUGUCCCAUUUUGUUACGUUAAAGUAUGCCAUUGCUAUUUAGUUUCUUGUGCAGUGACCUCUGUAUUUCCUGCAUCACACAAUGUGAUAACAGCCUUAUAAAUUGGGGGCUUUCAAACUCAAGUCUGUUUCAGAUUCUUAUGUCAUUUACAUGAGAUAUUUUAAGCCAUAUUCCAAAUUGUUCACUUCAGCUGUGAGUUCUAGUCAUCACAGUACAGUAUGAUGGAGCACCUUUGUAUGCACCUCAAGUUUUGUUUUGUCCAUGUACAGUACUUUGGUUGGAUACAAUAAUGAAUACUUCAUCUCAAAUAAUUGUUCAAGAUAAUUUGCACAAAUUUAUGGACAGAGGCUGUUCUACAACAUUGGAAAAUUACAAGUGGUAGUACAGUAUUGUACAACUUAAUGCUGGUUAGGAUCAGAUUGCAUGUAUAAAUCUCUUUGUGUGUGGGUCACUCACUUACUAUGUUUUAAGGUAUUAGGAAAAAGAAAUUAGACAAUUUUAUUGAUUGCUCUUGAGUCUUAUUUGGGGUGAUGUCAUUCAUGGCAUUAGUUAAGAGAGAGGGAUCAGUGAAAAAACAAAUCAGUGUGGACUCGUAUAUGCCCCUCCCCUUUUCAUAACUUCACCUGUGUCCUGUCACAUAAUAAAAAAAUGUUAUUGCAGUAAAUACAGAAAUAGCGAAUGGCUAUGUACAGGUGAUGGGAUCCAAGUAUGCUGUACUGUAAUAGCCAUUCUUGUAUGUUGUUGUGGAUCAGAGAGUAAAGUAGGUGUUCAUACCUAGAAAGAUGCCUUUGGAUAAUAAUACAUAUAUAGUAUGAGUGCACUGAUCACUCAUACUUUCAUUAGGUUUGCCUAUAACUGUACUGCAAAGACAGGAUUUUAUAAUUAUGGCUUAUGGUUAGAAAUUACUCAUAAUACAUUAGGUUACCAAAUGUGUUGUGCGUAAUGUCCUUUACCAGUCACACUGUUGGUCUGGAGAUUAAGUGACUGGGCCACCCUGUAUCAUACUGGCAAUAAGCUUAUAGAGGAGAAUAAAUUAAACUCAACAAUUUAUGAAGAGUUAAUUUCUUAACUUGCAUCAAAUGUUGGUCAAAAGUUAAACACCAAGUGAGUGACAGCUGUUGUGCUCAAAUAUUCAGCAGGACUGUAGUAUUUAUUUUGUUUUUGUGAGACCAUCAGUUUGGUACAGUAGCCAUGCUUGUGUCCACACACAGGUUGAGGAUGAACUGGGUGGAGAAAAUAUGCUGGUUUCACUUGUGAGUUUCAGUCCAUAAUACUGUACCAAUAAGUGUCCAGUUACGGCAUCCUUAAGUGACAUUGAGGCAUGAAAAUAACAACAUGUUUUAGGUGUGAGUAUGAUCACUUUUGUUCUAUAUGGUUACAGUAUACAGUACAAAUGUUUAGGCAAUUAAAUCAUCUUGCUCUCACCAUCAUUGUCUUAAGCAGCAAUCUGUUCUAUAAAUUUUAGUAAAAUUUAGUUAACCUCCUUGUUUGCUGUAACUUCUAUGCUACAAAUGUGCUUCAAUUAUUAAUCAGCACUGAAGUCAAGUUAUAAGAUGUUAAAACUAAUCAAAAUUGAUAUAGCUCAAUAAUCAUAUUUACAGUACAGUAUAUAGACUGUUGAAGAAGUUUGUAAAAUUUAUCAGGGCUAUAGUUAGCUCAGUAGGAGUAUGUAGUGAGGUAGCAGGGAUAUUCGUCAAUUUGCUUUGGCUAUUUAUUGAUGCAAAAGUUUGUGUAUGUAUGUUAAAUACAGGUUGCACUCGUCACAAGGUUAACGCUAAUAUCACACAAAUUAGUCUGUGCCUGUUAUGGUUUUUUGAAUACCGUCCAAAGUUGAAAGGUAAAAUUUUUAUGAGAAUGUGGCAUUAUAAGAUGAAAGUAGGAAAACUAGUAGGAUGUAUUAGUCCCUCUGUUGUUACCGGUGAGAUAACUAAAUACUCAAAGGACUUUCAGUGUAAGAUGUAUGAAAAUAUUGUGUCUAGGCAAUGUUAACUUUUCAUACCUGAAGGAAAUAUUGGUUAUUUCCCCCAUGAAACAAUUUUUCAUUGUAUUACAAGAAGGGAUCUCAUAUUUUUCUUCCAUGACUUUUCAUAAAACACAUCAUUCAGGAACAUCAAAUUUGGAUUUAAUGAUUUUCAUUUCAACAUAGAGAUAAGUGUCUUGUUAUGUCCAUCCAGCAACAAUAUGAAAUACAGGUAGACUGGAAAGGGUCCUUCACACUGCAGGUUUGGUGUCUGAGCCAACUACGUUAUGACAAAACUCACAUUGAUAAUAGAAUGUUUGCCUGUUUAUCCAGUACAGUAAUUGUUUUAAGAUUCAUGUUACUGCUGUAGAACAUAAACUGAAAAGUAUAAAUACAGUUGCUCAAUAAAAAUAUGUAAUGGAAUUGAUUACAAAAGCUAUGAGUAGUGCUCUUAAGCAGCAGAAUUCUUUGACUGAAGCAAGUUGCUCCCCGAAGUAAAUUGUUAAUUUCCAAUCUUAAAAAAAGAAUUAACUUUACAGUGCAGUACAGUGUAUCUUAUGUAAAGCAGGGUGUUAUAGGGUGCCCUUAUAAAGUUAUUCAGCAUUUCCUCAAUUUAACUUUAAGUAAUUACACAGUAAUGUUGCUACAAGUCUUAAAUGACAGUUUUAUCAAUCAUCAAAGAUUGUUUUGUUAAAUUUUGCUACUGUACCGUUUAUCUUGCAUCUCACUAGAGCACUUUAUUGACUACACCUCAAGUGUCUGUUGGCCAUAAAAAUCAUCUGAACUUUUGUGAAAUUGAGAAACAGCUUUCAAAGACAUUAUUGAUUAGGAAUCAUUUAGUGGGCUGGAUAUUUACCCCUGAUCCCCAAAUUAGUAAUACUGUACAGGUAAUUAUUAAACCUUCAUUAUUAGAUUUGUACAAUCUCAAGGAAUUGCCUCGAUCCAAUACUUCACCAAGAAUGGGAUUGUAAAUUCAGGUGUAGAGCCAUGAUGUUGGGAACAUAUCUCAAUGAAGUUCAUGAAAAUGACAAGGUUAGGUACAGUGGUCAUGUUAACAAUUUUGGUAAAUACUAACCUCGACCCAUGACUCAAAGGUCCUAGUGGUACCUACCGGUACUUCAUGUUGAACAAAAUGUGCCACACACCUUGCUAGAUGUUUUCCCAAAUCAGAUUUCUUAAUUUUUGCACAAUUUUUUUUUCUAAAAAGAACACCUGAAAAAAAACCCAGCAAUUUGUUAUGAUAUUACUCAGUUGAUAUUGAUGUAAGAGUUUUUCAUGCAGUUUAGAUACAGGCUGGCACUUUCAUCAGGUACUUGCAUACUACUGGGAUAUUUUAUUAAAACUGUGCCAAUCAAAAGAGGUAUUGUAAGCAGUAAGGCAAAAGGAGAUUCAGUUGCCAUGAAAAUGCUCAUAAUUUUCUGUAUGAUUUCAUGCUAUAAUACUGCAGAAUGAACCCAUUUCAGCGGAGUUGUCAAAAGGUACAUUAUAGUACAAUAGUUGUAAUGUAUCGGUUACGAUUAUAUUAUCCUGAGUGUGUACAUGUUUGAACUAGGAUCAGUGUAGGCAUUAUGUUGCCAAGGAGUGAAAAAUGUACAGUUACUCAUUGUGAGUCAGCACAGGUGGUUGUUGUGCCUGUUUCCUGUCAAAUUCAACAGGAUUUUCAUGAUAAGGUUAUGAGUUGGUGGAUAUUGUAAAUAACUAGAUCUCUGGUCUGUUCCAAAGCUUUGUGACCUCAUGCGAAGGUUACAUUUGGGAUAGUAUUGGGGAGAAGUUGGUAGUAUUUAUUAUAUUAUAAAUUAAAUGAUUUUGUAUUACAUUUUUAUUAUUGUUAUUAUUAAUGGUAUUUUAGUUAUUGUGCAAACUUUCAAGUAAAAUAGUUAUCACCCACAAGAAAAUAUGUCUAGGAUUACAUUUUUUUUACAAGGAAUACAGUGCGUUUAGUUUAUUUUUGUGCUAUACCAAGGUUGCCUGAAAACACCAUUUUUUUGUACUUUUUGUUGUUGUUAAUGUGAAGUUAUACAGUAUGAACCAUUUAUACAAAUGUAAAGACCAACACACAGUUUAACACUACCAAGAGAGUAAACAAUAGUGAACAGAUGGAUUCAUUACCAGUGAAUGAGAUGACUGUAUAUUGUGUUGACAGCCGCACACCACAUUGAUUUAUACUCUAUACUUAUACUCAGAUAGUUUAUAUAAAUUCAGUCCAGAUUCCUGGUCGGUUGAUAAUACUGUAUAGUGAUAAUUGUAAAGCACUGGGCAAGACUCCUUACUGUACAGCAUAGUAUUGGUGUUAGUAUCUGAUUUUUAUCAACUUUAAACGGUAAAUUUAUUUUUGAUCAAAUUAUAUCCCGAGUUACUAUUAUUGUUUCCUAAAAUUGUGCAAAUUACUGUAAGAAAUAGAUGCAAUUCACAAUUAUUUUUUAAUUAUUUAUAAGAGUAUUUCGUUUCUCAUAGUGAACAAAAAAAAUUCUAUCUUUGAUGUUCCUUAAAUGUGGAAUUGUUUGUAAAAAUCUGGACCAUUAUGCUUGUAUGUGAUAUAUUACUUCUUCAUUUUUCAUGGUUUUACUUAAUCGUGACAUGUAGAGCCAAGCUACCUAGUUGUGCAAUAAGUGUUGCCAUAAUUUUGAAUACUGCUGUAACAGACCAAUGAAUGGUAAAAUAUUUUAAUUUCAUGCAGUUGUCAUUGUGUGAUGUAAUUGUAAGGAAAUAAAAUCAUGUUUCUACAUCUA